CAACCCGCCCCAUUCUCCCACUUUCCAUCACCCCGCCCCAUUCUCCCGCUUUCCAUCACCCCGCCCCGUUCUCCCGCUUUCCAUCACCCCGCCCCAUUCUCCCGCUUUCCAGCACCCCGCCCCAUUCUCCCGCUUUCCAUCACCCCGCCCCGUUCUCCCGCUUUCCAUCACCCCGCCCCAUUCUCCCGCUUUCCAUCACCCCGCCCCAUUCUCCCGCUUUCCAUCACCCCGCCCCAUUCGCCCGCUUUCCAUCACCCCGCCCCAUUCUCCCGCUUUCCAUCACCCCACCCCAUUCUCCCGCUUUCCAUCACCCCGCCCCAUUCUCCCGCUUUCCAUCACCCCGCCACAUUCUCCCGCUUUCCAUCACCCCGCCCCAUUCUCCCGCUUUCCAUCACCCCGCACCAUUCUCCCGCUUUCCAUCACCCCGCCCCAUUCUCCCGCUUUCCAUCACUCCGCCCCAUUCUCCCUCCUUCCAUCACCCCGCCCCAUUCUCCCUCCUUCCAACACCACGCCCCAUUCUCCCGCUUUCCAUCACCCCGCCCCAUUAUCCCGCUUUCCAUCACCCCGCCCCAUUCUCCCUCCUUCCAUCACCCCGCCCUAUUCUCCCGCUUUCCAUCACUCCGCCCCAUUCUCCCGCUUUCCAUCACCCCGCCCCAUUCUCCCGCUUUCCAUCACCCCGCCCCAUUCUCCCGCUUUCCAUCACCCCGCCCCAUUCUCCCGCUUUCCAUCGCCCCGCCCCAUUCUCCCGCUUUCCACCACCCCGCCCCAUUCUCCCGCUUUCCAUAACCCCGCCCCAUUCUCCGGCUUUCCAUCACCCCGCCCCAUUCUCCCCACCUUGCCCAUUCUCCCGCUUUCCAUCACCCCACCCCAUUCUCCCGCUUUCCAUCACCCGCCCCAUUAUCCCUCCUUCCAUCACCCCGCCCCAUUCUCCCUCCUUCCAUCACCCCGCCCCAUUCUCCCGCUUUCCAUCACCCCGCCCCAUUCUCCCGCUUUCCAUCACCCCGCCCCAUUCUCCCGCUUUCCAUCACCCCGCCCCGUUCUCCCGCUUUCCAUCACCCCGCCCCAUUCUCCCGCUUUCCAUCACCCCGCCACAUUCUCCCGCUUUCCAUCACCCCGCCCCAUUCUCCCGCUUUCCAUCACCCGGCCCCAUUCUCCCGCUUUCCAUCACCCCGCCCCAUUCUCCCGCUUUCCAUCAGCCCGCCCCAUUCUCCCUCCUUCCAUCACCCCGCCCCAUUCUCCCUCCUUCCAUCACCCCGCCCCAUUCUCCCGCUUUCCAUCACCCCGCCCCAUUCUCCCGAUUUCCAUCACCCCGCCCCAUUCUCCCGCUUCCCAUCACCCCGCCCCAUUCUCCCGCUUUCCAUCACCCCGCCCCAUUCUCCCUCCUUCCAUCACCCCGCCCCAUUCUCCCUCCUUCCAUCACCCCGCCCCAUUCUCCCGCUUUCCAUCACCCCGCCCCAUUCUCCCGCUUUCCAUCACCCCGCCCCAUUCUCCCGCUUUCCAUCACCCCGCCCCGUUCUCCCGCUUUCCAUCACCCCGCCCCAUUCUCCCGCUUUCCAUCACCCCGCCACAUUCUCCCGCUUUCCAUCACCCCGCCCCAUUCUCCCGCUUUCCAUCACCCGGCCCCAUUCUCCCGCUUUCCAUCACCCCGCCCCAUUCUCCCGCUUUCCAUCACCCCGCCCCAUUCUCCCGCUUUCCAUCACCCCGCCCCAUUCUCCCUCCUUCCAUCACCCCGCCCCAUUCUCCCGCUUUCCAUCACCCCGCCCCAUUCUCCCGAUUUCCAUCACCCCGCCCCAUUCUCCCGCUUUCCAUCACCCCGCCCCAUUCUCCCGCUUUCCAUCACCCCGCCCCAUUCUCCCUCCUUCCAUCACCCCGCCCCAUUCUCCCUCCUUCCAACACCCCGCCCCAUUCUCCCUCCUUCCAACACCCCGCCCCAUUCUCCCGCUUUCCAUCACCCCGCCCCAUUCUCCCUCCUUCCAUCACCCCGCCCUAUUCUCCCGCUUUCCAUCACUCCGCCCCAUUCUCCCGCUUUCCAUCACCCCGCCCCAUUCUCCCGCUUUCCAUCACCCCGCCCCAUUCUCCCGCUUUCCAUCACCCCGCCCCAUUCUCCCGCUUUCCAUCGCCCCGCCCCAUUCUCCCGCUUUCCACCACCCCGCCCCAUUCUCCCGCUUUCCAUAACCCCGCCCCAUUCUCCGGCUUUCCAUCACCCCGCCCCAUUCUCCCCACCCCGCCCCAUUCUCCCGCUUUCCAUCACCCCACCCCAUUCUCCCGCUUUCCAUCACCCGCCCCAUUAUCCCUCCUUCCAUCACCCCGCCCCAUUCUCCCUCCUUCCAUCACCCCGCCCCAUUCUCCCGCUUUCCAUCACCCCGCCCCAUUCUCCCGCUUUCCAUCACCCCGCCCCAUUCUCCCGCUUUCCAUCACCCCGCCCCGUUCUCCCGCUUUCCAUCACCCCGCCCCAUUCUCCCGCUUUCCAUCACCCCGCCACAUUCUCCCGCUUUCCAUCACCCCGCCCCAUUCUCCCGCUUUCCAUCACCCGGCCCCAUUCUCCCGCUUUCCAUCACCCCGCCCCAUUCUCCCGCUUUCCAUCACCCCGCCCCAUUCUCCCUCCUUCCAUCACCCCGCCCCAUUCUCCCUCCUUCCAUCACCCCGCCCCAUUCUCCCGCUUUCCAUCACCCCGCCCCAUUCUCCCGCUUUCCAUCGCCCCGCCCCAUUCUCCCGCUUUCCACCGCCCCGCCCCAUUCUCCCGCUUUCCACCACCCCGCCCCAUUCUCCCGCUUUCCAUAACCCCGCCCCAUUCUCCGGCUUUCCAUCACCCCGCCCCAUUCUCCCCACCCCGCCCCAUUCUCCCGCUUUCCAGCACCCCGCCCCACUCUCCCGCUUUCCAUCACCCCGCCCCAUUCUCCCGCUUUCCAGCACCCCGCCCCAUUCUCCCGCUUUCCAUCAGCCCGCCCCAUCCUCCUGCUUUCCGUCACCCCGCCCCAUUCUCCCGCUUCCAUUACCCCGCCCCAUUCUCCCUCUUUCCAUCACCCCGCCCCAUUCUCCCGCUUUCCAUCACCUGCCCCAUUCUCCCGCUUUCCAUCACCCCGCCCCAUUCUCCCGCUUUCCAUCACCCCGCCCCAUUCUCCCUCUUUCCAUCACCCCGCCCCAUUCUCCCUCUUUCCAUUACCCCGCCCCAUUCUCCCUCUUUCCAUUACCCCGCCCCAUUCUCCCGCUAUCCAUCACCCCACCCCAUUCUCCCGCUUUCCAUCACCCCGCCCCAUUCUCCCUCUUUCCAUCACCCCGCCCAAUUCUCCCUCUUUCCAUCACCCCGCCCCAUUCUCCCUCUUUCCAUUACCCCGCCCCAUUCUCCCUCUUUCCACCACCCCACCCCAUUCUCCCGCUAUCCAUCACCCCGCCCCAUUCUCCCUCUUUCCAUCACCCCGCCCCAUUCUCCCUCUUUCCCUCACCCCGCCCCAGUCUCCCUCUUUCCAUAACCCGCCCCAUUCUCCCGCUUUCCAUCACCCCGCACCAUUCUCCCGCUUUCCAUCACCCCGCCCCAUUCUCCCGCUUUCCAUCACCCCGCCCAAUUCUCCCGCUUUCCAUCACUCCGCCCCAUUCUCCCGCUUUCCAUAACCCCGCCCCAUUCUCCCGCUUUCCGUCACCUCGCCCCAUUCUCCCUUUUUCCAUCACCCCGCCCCAUUCUCCCGCUUUCCAUCACCCGCCCCAUUCUCCCGCUUUCCAUCACCCCGCCCCAUUCUUCCGCUUUCCAUCACCCCGCCCCAUUCUCCCGCUUUCCAUCACCCCGCCCCAUUCUCCCGCUUUCCAUCACCCCUCCCCAUUCUCCCGCUUUCCAUCACCCCGCCCCAUUCUCCCGCUUUCCAUCACCCCGCCCCAUUCUCCCUCCUUCCAUCACCCCGCCCCAUUCUCCCUCCUUCCAUCACCCCGCCCCAUUCUCCCGCUUUCCGUCACCCCGCCCCAUUCUCCCGCUUUCCAUCACCCCGCCCCAUUCUCCCGUUUUCCAUCACCCCGCCCCAUUCUCCCUCCUUCCAUUACCCCGCCCCAUUCUCCCUCCUUCCAUCACCCCGCCCCAUUCUCCCACUUUCCAACACCCCGCCCCAUUCUCCCGCUUUCCAUCACCCUGCCCCAUUAUCCCUCCUUCCAUUACCCCGCCCCAUUCUCCCUCCUUCCAUCACCCCGCCCUAUUCUCCCGCUUUCCAUCACCCCGCCCCAUUCGCCCGCUUUCCAUCACCCCGCCCCAUUCUCCCGCUUUCCAUCACCCCACCCCAUUCUCCCGCUUUCCAUCACCCCGCCCCAUUCUCCCGCUUUCCAUCACCCCGCCACAUUCUCCCGCUUUCCAUCACCCCGCCCCAUUCUCCCGCUCACCCCGCCCCAUUCUCCCGCUUUCCAUCACCCCACCCCAUUCUCCCGCUUUCCAGCACCCCGCCCCAUUCUCCCGCUUUCCAUCACCCCGCCCCAUUCUCCCGCUUUCCAUCACCCGCCCCAUUAUCCCUCCUUCCAUCACCCCGCCCCAUUCUCCCUCCUUCCAUCACCCCGCCCCAUUCUCCCGCUUUCCAUCACCCCGCCCCCUUCUCCCGCUUUCCAUCACCCCGCCCCAUUCUCCCGCUUUCCAUCACCCCGCCCCGUUCUCCCGCUUUCCAUCACCCCGCCCCAUUCUCCCGCUUUCCAUCACCCCGCCACAUUCUCCCGCUUUCCAUCACCCCGCCCCAUUCUCCCGCUUUCCAUCACCCGGCCCCAUUCUCCCGCUUUCCAUCACCCCGCCCCAUUCUCCCGCUUUCCAUCAGCCCGCCCCAUUCUCCCUCCUUCCAUCACCCCGCCCCAUUCUCCCUCCUUCCAUCACCCCGCCCCAUUCUCCCGCUUUCCAUCACCCCGCCCCAUUCUCCCGAUUUCCAUCACCCCGCCCCAUUCUCCCGCUUCCCAUCACCCCGCCCCAUUCUCCCGCUUUCCAUCACCCCGCCCCAUUCUCCCUCCUUCCAUCACCCCGCCCCAUUCUCCCUCCUUCCAUCACCCCGCCCCAUUCUCCCGUUUCCAUCACCCCACCCCAUUCUCCCGCUUUCCAGCACCCCGCCCCAUUCUCCCGCUUUCCAUCACCCCGCCCCAUUCUCCCGCUUUCCAGCACCCCGCCCCAUUCUCCCGCUUUCCAUCACCCCACCCCAUUCUCCCGCUUUCCAUCACCCGCCCCAUUAUCCCUCCUUCCAUCACCCCGCCCCAUUCUCCCUCCUUCCAUCACCCCGCCCCAUUCUCCCGCUUUCCAUCACCCCGCCCCAUUCUCCCGCUUUCCAUCACCCCGCCCCGUUCUCCCGCUUUCCAUCACCCCGCCCCAUUCUCCCGCUUUCCAUCACCCCGCCACAUUCUCCCGCUUUCCAUCACCCCGCCCCAUUCUCCCGCUUUCCAUCACCCGGCCCCAUUCUCCCGCUUUCCAUCACCCGGCCCCAUUCUCCCGCUUUCCAUCACCCCGCCCCAUUCUCCCGCCUUCCAUCACCCCGCCCCAUUCUCCCUCCUUCCAUCACCCCGCCCCAUUCUCCCGCUUUCCAUCACCCCGCCCCAUUCUCCCGCUUUCCAUCACCCCGCCCCAUUCUCCCGCUUUCCACCGCCCCGCCCCAUUCUCCCGCUUUCCACCCCAUUCUCCCGCUUUCCACCGCCCCGCCCCAUUCUCCCGCUUUCCACCACCCCGCCCCAUUCUCCCGCUUUCCACAACCCCGCCCCAUUCUCCGGCUUUCCAUCACCCCGCCCCAUUCUCCCGUUUCCAUCACCCCACCCCACUCUGUCGCUGUCCAGCACCCCGCCCCACUCUCCCGUUUUCCAUCACCCCGCCCCAUUCUCCCGCUUUCCAGCACCCCGCCCCAUUCUCCCGCUUUCCAUCAGCCCGCCCCAUCCUCCCGCUUUCCGUCAGCCCGCCCCAUUCUCCCGCUUCCAUUACCCCGCCCCAUUCUCCCUCUUUCCAUCACCCCGCCCCAUUCUCCCGCUUUCCAUCACCUGCCCCAUUCUCCCGCUUUCCAUCACCCCGCCCCAUUCUCCCGCUUUCCAUCACCCCGCCCCAUUCUCCCUCUUUCCAUCACCCCGCCCCAUUCUCCCUCUUUCCAUUACCCCGCCCCAUUCUCCCUCUUUCCAUUACCCCGCCCCAUUCUCCCGCUAUCCAUCACCCCACCCCAUUCUCCCGCUUUCCAUCACCCCGCCCCAUUCUCCCUCUUUCCAUCACCCCGCCCCAGUCUCCCUCUUUCCCUCAACCCGCCCCAUUCUCCCUCUUUCCAUAACCCGCACCACUCUCCCGCUUUCCAUCACCCCGCACCAUUCUCCCGCUUUCCAUCACCCCGCCCAAUUCUCCCGCUUUCCAUCACUCCGCCCCAUUCUCCCGCUUUCCAUCACUCCGCUCCCGCUUUCCAUAACCCCGCCCCAUUCUCCCGCUUUCCGUCACCCCGCCCCAUUCUCCCGCUUUCCGUCACCCCGCCCCAUUCUCCCGCUUUCCAUCACCCGCCCCAUUCUUCCGCUUUCCAUCACCCCGCCCCAUUCUCCCGCUUUCCAUCACCCCGCCCCAUUCUCCCGCUUUCCAUCACCCCGCCCCAUUCUCCCGCUUUCCAUCACCCCUCCCCAUUCUCCCGCUUUCCAUCACCCCGCCCCAUUCUCCCUCCUUCCAUCACCCCGCCCCAUUCUCCCUCCUUCCAUCACCCCGCCCCAUUCUCCCUCCUUCCAUCACCCCGCCCCAUUCUCCCGCUUUCCCACCCCGCCCCAUUCUCCCACUGUCCAGCACCCCGCCCCAUUCUCCCGCUGUCCAGCACCCCGCCCCAUUCUCCCGCUUUCCAGCACCCCGCCCAAUUCUCGCGCUUUCCAGCACCCCGCCCCAUUCUCCCGCUUUCCAGCACCCCGCCCCAUUCUCCCGCUUUCCAGCACCCCGCCCCAUUCUCCCGCUUUCCAGCACCCGGCCCCAUUCUCCCGCUUUCCAUCACCCGCCCCAUUCUCCCGCUUUCCAUCACCCGCCCCAUUCUCCCGCUUUCCAUCACCCCGCCCCAUUCUCCCUCUUUCCAUCACCCCGCACCAUUCUCCCUCUUUCCAUCACCCCGCACCAUUCUCCCUCUUUCCAUCACCCCGCCCCAUUUUCCCUCUUUCCAUCACCCAGCCCCAUACUCCCUCUUUCCAUCACCCCGCCCCAUUCUCCCUCUUUCCAUAUCCCCGCCCCAUACUCCCGCUUUCCAUCACCCCGCCCCAUUCUCCCGCUUUCCAUCACCCCGCCCCAUUCUCCCACUUUCCAUCACCCCGCCCCAUUCUCCCGUUUCCAGCACCCCGCCCCAUUCUCCCGCUUUCCAGCACCCCGCCCCAUUCUCCCGCUUUCCAUCACCCCGCCCCAUUCUCCCGCUUUCCAUUACCCAGCCCCAUUCUCCCUCCUUCCAUCACCCCGCCCCAUUCUCCCGCUUUCCAUCACCCCGCCCUUAUAUCCCGCUUUCCAUCACCCCGCACGAUUCUCCCGCUCUCCAUCACCCCGCACGAUUCUCCCGCUCUCCAUCACCCUGCCCCAUUCUCCCACUUUCCAUCACCCCGCCCCAUUCUCCCGCUUUCCAGCACCCCGCCCCAUUCUCCCCCACAUUCUCCCGCUUUCCAUCACCCCGCCCCAUUCUCCCGCUUUCCAUCACCCGCCCCUUUCUUCCGCUUUCCAUCUCCCCGCCCCAUUUUCCCUCUUUCCAUCACCCCGCCCCAUUUUCCCUCUUUCCAUCACCCCGCCCCAUUUUCCCUCUUUCCAUCAUCCCGCCCCAUUCUCGCUUUCCAUCACCCCGCCCCAUUCUCCCGCUUUCCAUCACCCUGCCCCAUUCUCCCGCUUUCCAUCACCCUGCUCCAUUCUCCUGCUUUCCAUCACCCCGCCCUAUUCUUCCGCUUUCCAUCACCCGCCUUCAUUCUCCCGCUUUCCAUCACCCGCCUUCAUUCUCCCGCUUUCCAUCACCCCGCCCCAUUAUCCUGCUUUCCAUCACCUCGCCCCAUUCUCCCGCUUUCCAUCGCCCUGCCCCAUUCUCCCUCUUUCCAUCACCUCGACCCAUUCUCCCUCUUUCCAUCACCCCGCCCCAUUCUCCCGCUUUCCAUCACCCCGCCCCAUUCUCCCGCUUUCCAUCACCCCGCCCCAUUCUCCCUCUUUCCAUCACCCCGCCCCAUUCUCCCGCUAUCCAGCACCCCGCCCUUAUCUCCCGCUUUCCAGCACCCCGCCCUUAUCUCCCGCUUUCCAUCACCCCGCCCCAUUCUCCCGCUUUCCAUCACCCCGCCCCAUUCUCCCUCUUUCCAUCACCACGCCCCAUUCUCCCGCUUUCCAUCACCUGCCCCAUUCUCCCGCUUUCCAUCACCCCGCCCCAUUCUCGCGCUUUCCAGCACCCCGCCCCAUUCUCCUGCUUUCCAGCACCCUGGCCCAUUCUCCCGCUUUCCAGCACCCUGGCCCAUUCUCCCGCUUUCCAUCUCCCCACCUGAUUCUCCCGCUUUCCAUCACCCCGCCCCAUUCUCCCGCUUUCCAUCACCCGCCCCAUUCUCCCGCUUUCCAUCACCCCACCCCAUUCUCCCGCUUUCCAUCACCCCGCCCCAUUCUCCCUCUUUCCAUCACCCCGCACCAUUCUCCCUCUUUCCAUCACCCCGCCCCAUUCUCCCUCUUUCCAUCACCCCGCCCCAUUCUCCCGCAUUCCAUCACCCCGCCCCAUUCUCCCUCUUUCCAUCACCCCGCCCCAUACUCCCUCUUUCCAUCAUCCCGCCCCAUUCUCCCUCUUUCCAUAACCCCGCCCCAUUCUCCCGCUUUCCAGCACCCCGCCCCAUUCUCCCGCUUUCCAUCACCCCGCCCCAUUCUCCCGCUUUCCAUUACCCCGCCCCAUUCUCCCUCCUUCCAUCACCCCGCCCCAUUCUCCCGCUUUCCAUCACCCCGCCCCAUUCUCCCGCUUUCCAGCACCCCGCCCUUAUAUCCCGCUUUCCAUCACCCCGCACGAUUCUCCCGCUCUCCAUCACCUCGCCCCAUUCUCCCACUAUCCAUCACCCCGCCCCAUUCUCCCGCUUUCUAGCACCCCGCCCCAUUCUCCCGUUUUCCAUCACCCCGCCCGAUGCUCUCGCUUUCCAUCACCCCGCCCCAUUCUCCCGCUUUCCAUCACCCCACCCCAUUCUCCCGCUUUCCAUCACCCCGCCCCAGUCUCCCUCUUUCCAUCACCCCGCCCCAUUCUCCCUCUUUCCAUCACCCUGCCCCAUUCUCCCUCUUUCCAUAACCCCGCCCCAUUCUCCCGCUUUCCAUCACCCAGCCACAUUCUCCCGCUUUCCAUCACCCCGCCCCAUUCUCCCGCUUUCCAUCACCCACCCCUUUCUCCCGCUUUCCAUCUCCCCGCCCCAUUCUCCCUCUUUCCAUCACCCCGCCCCAUUUUCCCUCUUUCCAUCACCCCGCCCCAUUUUCCCUCUUUCCAUCAUCCCGCCCCAUUCUCGCUUUCCAGCACCCCGCCCCAUUCUCCCGCUUUCCAUCACCCCACCCGAUUCUCCCGCUUUCCAUCACCCCGCCCCAUUCUCCCGCUUUCCAUCACCCCGCCCUAUUCUUCCGCUUUCCAUCACCCCGCCCCCACCCUGGCCCAUUCUCCCGCUUUCCAUCUCCCCACCUGAUUCUCCCGCUUUCCAUCACCCCGCCCCAUUCUCCCGCUUUCCAUCACCCGCCCCAUUCUCCCGCUUUCCAUCACCCCGCCCCAUUCUCCCUCUUUCCAUCACCCCGCACCAUUCUCCCUCUUUCCAUCAUCCCGCCCCAUUCUCCCUCUUUCCAUCACCCCGCCCCAUUCUCCUGCUUUCCAUCACCCCGCCCCAUUCUCCCUCUUUCCAUCACCCCGCCCCAUACUCCCUCUUUCCAUCAUCCCGCCCCAUUCUCCCUCUUUCCAUAACCCCGCCCCAUUCUCCCGCUUUCCAUCACCCCGCCCCAUUCUCCCGCUUUCCAUCACCCUGGCCCAUUCUCCCGCCUUCCAUCACCCUGCCCCAUUCUCCCACUUUCCAGUACCCCGCCCCAUUCUCCCGCAUUCCAUCACCCCGCCCCAUUCUCCCAUUUUCCAGCACCCCGCCCAUAUCUCCCGCUUUCCAUCACCCCGCCCUAUUCUUCCGCUUUCCAUCACCCCGCCCCCACCCUGCCCCCUUCUCCCGCUUUCCAUCACCCCGCCCCAUUCUCCCGCUUUCCAUCACCCCGCCCCUCCAUCACCCCGCCCAUUCUCUCUCUCUCCAUCACCUCGCCCCAUUCUCCCUCUUUCCAUCACCACGCCCCAUUCUCCCUCUUUCCAUCACCCCGCCCCAUUCUCCCGCUUUCCAUCACCCCGCCCCAUUCUCCCUCUUUCCAUCACCCCGCCCCAUUCUCCCUCUUUCCAUCACCCCGCCCCAUUCUCCCUCUUUCCAUCACCCCGCCCCAUUCUCCCGCUUUCCAUCACCCCGCCCCAUUCUCCCGCUUUCCAGCACUCCGUCCCAUUCUCCCGCUUUCCAUCACCCCGCCCCAUUCUCCCGCUUUCCAGCACCCCGCCCCAUUCUCCCGCUUUCCAUCACCCCGCCCCAUUCUCCCGAUUUCCAGCACCCCGCCCCAUUCUCCCGCUUUCCAUCACCCCGCCCGAUUCUCCCGCUUUCCAGCACCCCGCCCGAUUCUCCCGCUUUCCAUCACCCCGCCCCAUUCUCCCUCUUUCCAUCACUCCGCUCCAUUCUCCCUCUUUCCAUCACCCCGCCCCAUUCUCCCUCUUUCCAUCACCCUGCCCCAUUCUCUCGCUUUCCAUCACCCCGCCCCAUUCUCCCUCUUUCCAUCACCCCGCCCCAUUCUCCUGCUUUCCAUCACCUCGCCCCAUUCUCCCGCUUUCCAUCGCCCUGCCCCAUUCUCCCGCUUUCCAUCACCUCGACCCAUUCUCCCUCUUUCCAUCACCCCGCCCCAUUCUCCCGCUUUCCAUCACCCCGCCCCAUUCUCCCGCUUUCCAUCACCCCGCCCCAUUCUCCCUCUUUCCAUCACCCCGCCCCAUUCUCCCGCUAUCCAUCAUCCAGCCCCAUUCUCCCGCUUUCCAGCACCCCGCCCUUAUCUCCCGCUUUCCAUCACCCCGCCCCAUUCUCCCGCUUUCCAUCACCCCGCCCCAUUCUCCCUCUUUCCAUCACCACGCCCCAUUCUCCCGCUUUCCAUCACCUGCCCCAUUCUCCCGCUUUCCAUCACCCCGCCCCAUUCUCGCGCAUUCCAGCACCCCGCCCCAUUCUCCCGCUUUCUAUCACCCCGCCCCAUUCUCCCGCUUUCCAGCACCCUGGCCGAUUCUCCCGCUUUCCAUCUCCCCACCUGAUUCUCCCGCUUUCCAUACCCCCGCCCCAUUCUUCCGCUUUCCAUCACCCGCCCCAUUCUCCCGCUUUCCAUCACCCCACCCCAUUCUCCCGCUUUCCAUCACCCCGCCCCAUUCUCCCUCUUUCCAUCACCCCGCACCAUUCUCCCGCUUUCCAUCACCCCGCCCCAUUCUCCCUCUUUCCAUCACCCCGACGCUUUCCAUCACCCCGCCCCAUUCUCCCUCUUUCCAUAAACCCCGCCCCAAUCUCCCUCUCUCCAUCACCCCGCCCCAUUCUCCCGCUUUCCAUCACCCCGCCCCAUUCUCCGGCUUUCCAUCACCCGCCCCAUUCUCCCUCUUUCCAUCUCCCCGCCCCAUUCUCCCUCUUUCCAUCACCCCGCCCCAUUCUCCCUCUUUCCAUCACCCCGCACCAUUCUCCCUCUUUCCAUCACCCCGCCCUAUUCUCCCGCUUUCCAUCACCCCGCCCCAUUCUCGCGCUUUCCAGCACCCCGCCCCAUUCUCCCGCUUUCUAUCACCCCGCCCCAUUCUUCCGCUUUCCAGCACCCUGGCCCAUUCUCCCGCUUUCCAUCUCCCCACCUGAUUCUCCCGCUCUCCAUCACCCCGCCCCAUUCUCCCGCUUUCCAUCACCCGCCCCAUUCUCCCACUUUCCAUCACCCCACCCCAUUCUCCCGCUUUCCAUCACCCCGCCCCAUUCUCCCUCUUUCCAUCACCCCGCACCAUUCUCCCUCUUUCCAUCACCCCGCCCCAUUCUCCCUCUUUCCAUCACCCCGCCCCAUUCUCCCGCUUUCCAUCACCCCGCCCCAUUCUCCCGCUUUCCAGCACCCCGCCCCAUUCUCCCGCUUUCCAUCACCACGCCCCAUUCUCCCUCUUUCCAUCACCCCGCCCCAUUCUCCCGCUUUCCAUCACCCCGCUCCAUUCUCCCGCUUUCCAGCUCCCCGCCCUUAUCUCCCGCUUUCCAUCACCCCGCCCCAUUCUCCCUCUUUCCAUCACCCCGCCCCAUUCUCCCGCUUUCCAUCACCCAGCCCCAUUCUCCCGCUUUCCAUCACCCCGCCCCAUUCUCCCUCUUUCCAUAA
Molecule: messenger RNA, 12337 nt
Organism: Closterium sp. Naga37s-1
Lineage: Eukaryota; Viridiplantae; Streptophyta; Zygnematophyceae; Desmidiales; Closteriaceae
Source: the annotation of a GenBank genome assembly